AUGGCUUCUAAGCUGAGUGGAGGAGCUCUGGCAGCUAUCUUCGCUGCCGGGUGCGAGAACCCUAAGGAGGCUUGGAAGGACCCUAUCAUGCAAAUUCUGCUUGUAAAGAAGAUCGAAGCUCAGGGAAAGACACCAGAAAGAUACCGGAUUGUUGUCUCUGAUGGAAUACAUUUUACACAGGGGAUGAUCGCUUCCCAAAGCAAUCACCUCAUGGCAGAAAACAAAAUCGAGAAGGGAAGCAUUGUAAGAAUGAAGGAAUAUGAAGCGGGAAAGGUUAAGGACAAAAGUGUUUUAAUAGUUCUCGCUGUCGAGCUUGCACAGGAGGCAACUGAAGAAAAGAUCGGCGAUCCUAAACAAGUCACGCCUGAUUCGGCUUCAGAGCUUGCGCAACAACGUGCUGCGCAACAGCCGACGACAACAUCGAACUUUUACGGGAAUAAACCUGCAAAUGCUGGUCGUGGUGCGGGUGGCGCUGGCCCUUCGAGGGGAGCCGGACAAUCUUCGCGAGGACAAUCAGCUGGCAUCUCACUUAUCGAAUCCCUAUCCCCAUACCAAAACCGAUGGACAAUUAAAGCCCGAUGCAUUCAUCGCGGCGAGAUUAAAAAUUGGAAAAACGCGAAGGGUGACGGUAAACUCUUCGCUGUCAGUUUCAAGGACCAGAGCGCCGAAAUCAAGGCCACGGGGUUCGGAGACCAAGUCGAUUCCCUCUACCACGUUUUCGAAGAAGGCAGCGUUUACCUCAUCUCGAAAUGCAAAGUUCAGAUCGCUAAGCGACAAUUUUCAAACAUCGACAAUGACUAUGAGCUUGUCUUCGAUAGGGACUCUGAGGUGCAGAAAGUAGACGACGAUGAAGGCGUUCCACAACAACAAUACAACUUUGUUACUCUUCAGGAUUUGCAAAACACCGAGAAAGAUGCACAGAUUGAUGUUAUUGGUAUCCUCAAGGAAGUCGGGGAAUCUGAUUCGAUCGUCUCUGCCAAGACUCAGAAGGCUUUUACCAAACGCGACUUACAUCUCGUUGAUGACACUGGAUACACCGUUAAACUCACAGUUUGGGGUAAAUCUGCGGAGAAGUUCGAAAUUAUGCCUGAAAGUGUUUUGGCGGUGAAGGGUGUCAAAGUAUCUGACUUUGGGGGUCGUUCCCUCAGCAUGCAGAAUAGCAGCACAAUGCAGGUCGACCCUGAUCUUGAGGAAGCUCACCGAUUGAAGGGCUGGUUUUCAAGUGAAGGCCGUGAUACAAAUUUCAAUAGCCAUAAAGGCUUGAGCACCGGUGGUGCAGAUGGUAAUAGGCCCUCCGUUUUCAAGACAGUCCAGCAGGCUUCAGAUGAAAACAUUGGGUUUGGAGAGACUGCCGACUUUUAUACCCUCAAAGCUACCAUUAGUUAUAUCAAGAAUGAAGGCCAUAGCUACCCGGCCUGUAAAACUGAGGGAUGCAGCAAGAAGGUUGUUGAGUUUAAUGGGUCGUGGAGAUGCGAGAAGUGCAGUGUUAAUUGGCCAGAACCGGAGUACCGAUACAUUCUUACUUGCUCGGCAUAUGACCAUACAGGUCAGACAUGGUUGAAUAUCUUUGAUGAUGCCGGGAAGGUCAUUAUGGGAACGACUGCCUCCGAUUUGCACGCCAUGCAGGACUACGAUGAAUCUUCGUAUGAGGCCACAAUGAAGAAGGCAGCUUCUCAAACCUGGAUGUUCCGUAUUCGUGCACAACAGGAGGUUUACCAAGACGUACCACGUGUCCGAAACCGCGUUUUGUCCGCUCAAAAGAUCGACUAUGCUGCUGAAGCCACCAGAUUAAUCAACAUGAUCAAUCUAUACAGCUCUUAG
Orbilia oligospora ATCC 24927 is the source of this 1821-nucleotide messenger RNA. RefSeq lists its product as uncharacterized. Bases 1 to 1821 code for a protein of 606 amino acids. The record is from RefSeq and is a predicted model, not a curated record. Lineage: Eukaryota; Fungi; Ascomycota; Orbiliomycetes; Orbiliales; Orbiliaceae. Gene Ontology annotation, cellular component: nucleus. Gene Ontology annotation, molecular function: DNA binding. Gene Ontology annotation, biological process: DNA repair; DNA recombination; DNA replication. The transcript has 7 exons.